AUGGCACAGAAUGUGGUCUACGCUGACCUGAAGUUUGCAGCAGGCCCCUUGCCCACCGCAAGCCCCUGCCCCACAGACUCUGAUGAGAACGACAGCCCCUAUGAGAAUGUGCCAGUGGGGCCAGUGCCCGUGGCACCCAGCCCAGGGCGCUGGCGCUGGUGCUGUCGUGUGCCCAGGGGGCUGCUGGCAGUCAGCCUGCUGCUCUUGCUGGUGGCCACCGUGUCCCUGGGGGCUUGCUACUGGCAGGUCACUCGCAGGCUGCGGCACACCUCCCAGGAGAACGCGGCCGAGCGGGGCCACCUCUCACAGGAGCUGAGCAUGCGGGAGCAGAGCCUGGAGCAGGCGCAGCUGGAGCUGGCGUGGACCAGAGCAGAGCUGCAGCGAGCCUGGCAGGAGGGCAACGGCAGCCAGCUGGAGCUGAGCAAACAGGAUGCCGAGCUUGAGCGUGCCAGGCGGGAGCUGGCUGUGCUGGAGAGGCAGCUCAGGGCCAGCGAGAGCACCGUGAGCAGCCUGCGUGCCUGCGUGAACACAGACUGCUGCCCCUCGGGCUGGGUGCUCUACCGGAGCAAGUGCCUCUUUGUCUCGAUGGAGAAGAAGUCCUGGUGGGAGAGCUGCGAUGACUGCAGAAAGAAAUCCGCUCGGCUGCUGAUCCAAGACAACUGGCCAUCGUGGACGGUGCCGGUACAGAGCAGGGGGGCUCGUGGCACCUCGGGAGGUGUCAUUGGGCCCUGCCACCGCAAGGACACGCUGCUGACUCCUGUCCAGACCUGGACUUAUGCCUACUACUGCCCAGUUUGGUAUUACCACCUAGCCGGUUGA
Molecule: messenger RNA, 819 nt
Organism: Dryobates pubescens (Downy woodpecker)
Lineage: Eukaryota; Metazoa; Chordata; Aves; Piciformes; Picidae
Product: B-cell differentiation antigen CD72-like
Exons: 6
Coding region: 1-819 (272 amino acids)
Cellular component (GO): plasma membrane
Molecular function (GO): transmembrane signaling receptor activity
Source: RefSeq, a predicted model, not a curated record